AUUUACAAUUAAUUAUUUAUUUUUUAUUUUUUUGGUAUUCAAGUAAGCAAAAGUUGGGAUUUGAAAUAGUGAUCCCCAUACAAAUAACUAUGAUUGAACGUAAACAAAAGGAAAUCAAGCAUAGACUUUCUUUCUCCCCCACCUUCCCUUCAUUUUCUUCCUCUUGUGUUUUCCUUGGAAAAAGAAAAACGAAAUAAAAAGGAGGAAAAAUGUCAGCGUCGGACGGACGGUCGCCGUUGACAUCAGAUAUGAGGUCACCGAUGCCGCUACUAUCCCGGCGGCAUACGAGUGGUGAAAAUGAAAUCAGAAACCUGGCUUCCAUUUCCAGCAGUUUGUUGCCUGCUUUUGGUACAGUUAUGGGUGAAGGCUCUGUUCACUUGAAAAGAUUUGUUAUUGCGCCUUAUGACAGAAGAUACAGGUGGUGGCGAACCUUUCUAGUGGUGCUGGUGGUGUACUCGGCAUGGUCAUCUCCAUUCGAGCUAGCUUUCAGAAAGACGUCAACUGGUGCACUCUUGCCUGUUGACUUGGUAGUCGAUGCCUUCUUCGCUAUUGAUAUUGUUCUUACUUUCUUCGUCGCUUAUUUGGACAAGUCCACCUACUUACUCAUCGACGAUCAUAAGAAGAUAGCCAUGAGGUAUAUUACACAUCUAUGGUUUCCAAUGGACGUGGCUUCGACUUUGCCGUUUCAAACUAUAUAUCGGAUUUUCACUGGGAAAAUGCAUAACGGUGAUGUGUUUGGUUUUCUCAACUUGCUUAGGUUAUGGCGACUUAGGCGUGUCAGUGAACUCUUCUCUAGGUUAGAGAAGGACACUCGCUUCAGCUACUUCUGGACAAGAUACUGUAAACUAAUAUCUGUGACACUGUUUGCAGUACACAUAGCGGGGUGCUUCUACUAUUGGCUAGCCAUACAUUAUCAUGUAUCAGACGAUACAUGGAUUGGAUCUCAAGUUCCCGAUUUUGAGGAUAGAAGUAUCUGGUUGGGCUAUACCUAUUCCAUGUAUUGGUCGCUCGUCACACUCACAACGACUGGUUACGGUGACCUGCAUGCACAGAAUACAGGGGAGAAGGUUUUCUCCAUCUUCUACAUGCUUUUUAACAUCGGCCUUACUGCGUACUUAAUCGGCAACAUGACCAAUCUUAUAGUACACAGUUCGAUUCGGACAUUUGCCAUGAGGGAUGGGAUCCAUCAAGUCCUGAGCUACGCGAGCAAGAACAGACUUCCAGAAGGAUUAAAGGAGCAAAUGCUAGCACACGUCACGCUCAAAUUCAAGACAGCAGAACUUCAGCAAGAAGAAGUAUUACAAGAUCUACCUAAGGCUAUAAGAUCCGGCAUUGCACAGCAUCUCUUUCGUAAAACUGUAGACAAUAGCUAUCUUUUCAAAGGAGUUUCUGAAGACUUUAUCGUACAGCUGGUUCCUGAGAUGAGAGCAGAAUAUUAUCCACCCAAAGUGGACAUCGUCAUACAAAACGAGAUAUCAACAGAUCUCUACAUUAUAGUAUCUGGAGCUGUGGACCUGGUGACACAAAAAAAUGGAAUGGAACAGUUCCUGUCAAAAUUAGGGUCUCCAGAUAUGUUUGGAGAAAUUGGGGUGAUAUUCAAUAUUCCACAGCCUUUCACGGUGAGAACAAAGAGGCUCUCACAGGUCAUCCGUAUUAGUCACAAUCAUUUCAAGCAAUUGGUGCAGCCACUGACUGAAGAUGGAAAGAUAAUUCUCUCAAAUUUUCUUCAGCACUUGAAGGGCUUGAAGGAGGAGGUGCUAAAGGAAAUGCCAUUUGUAACAGAGUUGCUGGGUGAAACUAAUGUUGAGGCUAUGGCGCCAACUGCAGAACCUCAAAAUCGUGAUGAGUCAAGCCAAGAAACAAAGAGAAAAUCUAUGGUUAACACGCCAGACAUACUUCCAGUACGGGUAGUGCUACAUGGGCAUCAUCCAGAUAUCGAACAAAAAGAAGAAAAUGGGGGAAAACUUGCCCAUGUUCCUGAUUCAAUAAAAGACCUCCUGGCUUUAGCAGGUGAGCUAUUUAUGCGUUAGUGUGGAACAUCUCAAUAAAUCAGACUAAUAGUGUGCACCAGAACUUGAAUUCAAUAUAUAUACCCGAACCUUGAAAAUUCCCUAUUGUUCCGUUGGAAGAAAUUGCAUUUUCAUUCAUUAAACGUACUUACGGGUAGAAGGAACGAUAUAUUGUGAGAUUUAAAGUGUACAACUUAUAUUUUUGGUGAACACAGAAAAAAAGCUUGGGAAAAGAGGAACCACGAUUCUCAUGGCUGAUGGAUCUCAAGUGGAAGACCUAAACGCUUUAAGAGACAAUGAUCACUUAUACAUCUUUUGAGGACAACAAACUUCAAAAAGUUACAAUCGCCCAAACAGUUGGAUGACUAAAAGGUAUAAAAGCAAUGUACCAUAUUAUAUUUGUCAAUGAUAUGUUCUACUUCUUGAAUUGUAUACGUAUAUAGAACUAGAAGUACGUGAUUAUGAUGCUUUCAAGACUUUGUGAGGAAUAAAACACACAAACCUUAGAGGUUCAGCUGACAUUACGACUGUUAAACAUGUCAAGAACUGUAAAAGCAGCUUUCUGAAAAUGAUCUUUCUCUUCUU
This is a messenger RNA of Erythranthe guttata (spotted monkey flower), 2594 nucleotides long. Lineage: Eukaryota; Viridiplantae; Streptophyta; Magnoliopsida; Lamiales; Phrymaceae. The record is from RefSeq and is a predicted model, not a curated record.